CUGCAGCGCCGGGUGCUUAUUUUCCUGGAGAAAAACCGUGAUCUUCGGGGAAUUUUUUUUUUUUUUUUCAAUCAAAAAAUUAAAGGCAGGGGGUAGCCUCUCUUGCACGCAGCGGUGAGAGGAGGGCCCCGGCCCGGCCCGGCCCUACCGGGAGGAGCUCGCCCGGCCCCUGCGGGGCCACCGGGGGUCUCUGGGCGAGGGUCCCAGGGCCUCGGGGCCGGCCCGGGCCGGGGGCUGCAGAGGGGCAGCGCAGCUAUUGCACAGUAGAAAAUCAUGGGAAAUUUUAAAGGCCAUGCCCUCCCUGGAAGCUUUUUCCUUCUUUUUGGCUUGUGGUGGUCAGUGAAGUACCCCCUAAAGUACGUCUGCCGAAAGAACAAGAGCGCUUGCUACCUGGGUUCCAGGGCAGGAUUUCAGCGCCUGGAAUUUGUUGAGGGAAUCAUCAAAGCUGUCUUUGCUCUGAUUGGAAUGGUGGCUGAGCAAUUUGUUCCCGAUGGACCUCACCUGAAAUUGUAUAAUUAUGAGGAAAAGCACUGGGAUCACUUGAUGAACUGGCAGCACGCCACUAUGUAUCUCUUCUAUGGCAUUUCAGGCUUAGUCGACAUUGUGGCUCACGGUACUAAUGCGUUGCCAGUGGCCAUGGACAGGAUGAUGCUUUCGUUAGCAGUUUUUAUUGAAGGUUUUCUCUUUUGCUACCACCUUCAUGGGAGAGCCAUGCUGGAUAUUCAUGUUCAUCAGUUACUGCUGUUUGCUAUCUUUGGAGCUGCUGUUUGCAUAUUUCUGGAAGUUUUCUUCCGUGGCAGUAUUGUACUCGAGAUGCUUCGAACAAGCCUCUGCAUAUUACAAGGCAGCUGGUUCUGGCAGAUUGGCUUUGUUCUUUAUCCUCCAAACGGGAGCCCAGAGUGGAAUCAAACGGAUCAUACCAAUAUGAUGUUCCUGACCAUGUGCUAUUGUUGGCAUUAUGCUUUUGCUUUUCUUAUACUUGCAGUAAAUUACACAAUUGUCAGCUGGGCAGUUCGGUCAAAGAUUAAGCAGUCCCAGUCCAUGGAAAUGGGAUUACUGAAAACAUCUGAAAGAGAUCAGGAGUCAGAAGAUGAAAUCUAGUAUGAAUAUGGCUUGAUUAGUUUACCCACCCUACAAUUAGGCUAACUGAUACCUCAUUUUUCAAUUUGUUUACCAUCUUAUUCACUCUUUAAUGCUACUUGCUAUGCAAAUAUCAUCCCCUGAGUAGAGUAUACAUCUACAGAAUUAGAUCUUUAUUUGCAGAAGGUAAACUUGGUAUUGAUUUGUGUUGGUUCCUCUAGUACCUUACUUAUCACAUGCUUCAAUGAAAAACAGACAUUCAGCAAACUUGAACUGGGUGAGGUGGCAUUACCAAGUCUGUGUUAGACUCAUUAAAACCUUAGCAAAAUAGUUUCCAUCUGCUGCUGAACAAAUGGUUGUUUCCAUAAUUAGGGUGUCCAAAUAAGUGCGUUUGUUGAACUGCAAAUAACACAGUGCAUAAACAACUCUGCAGACCUGGAAAAGAGUAGAACAACACAGAAAAUCAUAGUCUUGCAGCUGUCUUGUAAAGCACGUUUGUGUCUUUGCUUGUGGCUUUAUGUUAAAUGGAAAGAACUACUCACAGCAAAGACCUUCAACAUUUCCUUGAAGAGUGUGCUGUGUGUUCACUCCCAAGCUUCUGAAGGAGGACCAGAGGGGUGUAUGGUAAUUAAAAGCCACUGCGUAUUCCCUCCCUUGCCUAGAUGGUCCUGUACACUGCUGCAUGGUGAGCACUGGGAGGGCAGAGGUUUCCCUCAUAGUUGCUCCAUGUCUGGCUGGCCACAGCACUCUCUCAAUAAUGACAAAAAAAUAGUGGUUUUUUAUUAUUAUUAUUGUAUUUAUUUUUUUUCCACUGAACAAGCUGAAGCCAAGCCCAGGGUGCACUCCCCAGCACUCAGUCUCACUUGGGACAUGCUCCAACCUCCACAAAUGCAGAAGUGAAAUAACUGAUACGUGGCAGAAGACGGCAGAAAAAUGAUGCUGUGUGUAAGCACACUGCCCUCAUGGGGCGGUCUCCUGCCGCCUGGCUCUUGCUCUCCUGAAGUCUUGCAAAGCCUGGCCUCAGCAGCUGGGCAGCAUAUGCUCCAUUUUUAAGGGUCUGCUGAUGGCCAUGAGCCAUGUUGCGUGGCCAGAUGUGGUGAGAUGGUUGUUCUGGAAAAUAGCUUCUUCCCUUUAGAAUGCAUCUAAUAAAAUACUAUUUUCUUAGUUGAUGGUGCAGGAUGACUUCUGUUUAAACAACACUGGGCUUGGUGCUGCAGAAGUGUUCCUUCUAUUAUUCUGCCAUUUCCAUAUUCUCUUACGGGAAUGCAGGACUGGACUCUGGUAGAUGAAUCAGAAUCAUUGGGUCUAGCACCUCCAGUUUCCAGUUCACCUAUGUUUUUUUCAGUGUGAACCAGAAGAAUGAGUAGUAUAAAACUACUAAUUGCAGUAAGCUGUUUGCUUGAAAAAAUUAGAAAAAAAAGUAGUUUGUAGCUCAAAGGGAUCUCAGGACUCAGAAAAAAAAAAUGCUAAAGGCUUUUUCUAAAGCUAUUUCACCUUCAAGGCAACGUAAAUUUUCACUUCAUUUGUAGGAUUCCCCCUUUUAUCUUUUCUUUUCAGAGGACAGCUUUCCUUAGCUGUAUGUGCUGUUAAUGCUGAAUUUUAGCCAUACCAAUGCCUCUUUAAAAUAAGUAGGGUCAUUUAUUCUGAAGGAGAUCUUCAGAAAGUACUUUGCUUCUCAUAGGCAGAAACAACACAAGUUUUUUCAGUGCUUUUCUUGAUAAAUCCGUGUAAUGCUGUACAAAUAUUAAGGUGCUGUAUAUCUAAACUAAAGGGAAAAUCUAAGCAGGAAGAAAGCAUGAUAAACUGGUAGAGCUUUAAUGUGUCUUCUUAGAAGACUUCAGUUGGUCAUUUUUUAAAUUAUUUUAGAUCUUUGCCAAGUAUCAUGAAAUGACACUUGUAAGUAGGUGUCAGAUUAUCUUACUGAUAUAUUUAGAUUAUAUCUACUUUGGAAAGCAAGAAUAGAUGGCUCUGUGUUUAAAAAUGUAAACUGGAAAACUAUAUAUAUAUAGCCAAAUACCACCAUUUUGUCUUAAUAUUUGUUUGCUCUUCUUUAAAACCUUUCUCUGAAGGAUCUUGAAGAUUUUGGCAAACUUUAAUGAAGUCUGUCUCAGGACAUCCUUGUAAGCUAGGUAUCAGUAUGGCAUUUUUGUAGGUCUGUGUCUCAGUUUUGCAUUGGUCUUAUGGCAAAUGCUGAAUUAAUGGAUAUUUACUUCCCUCUGCAAGUCUAAGUCUUGAGUUUCAUUACUGCAGUUCCAUUAAAAUAAAAUUUUCCAUUGGCACAAUAUAGAAGGAAGAUCCAUCAGUUUGCUGAGGAGCUUGCCUGGUAAUAGCAGCAUUGGCCAAAUGCAGCAUGUCAUUACACCUGGCUGUUAUCUGGUAUUUAUUGCACUACACCACUGUUGUCACUACGUUGUUGAGGGAUUUUUUUGAGGGCAGAUUUGGUUCCUGUUAGAAUGGUAGGGGUGUAAAUCUUGCUGAGAGUUAUCCCCUGCAUCUCCCUAUGUCGCUCCAUGGUGAAUCUCCCAUAAAUGAUCAGAGGACUGGACAAAUAAGCCCACUAGACACAUCUGCUAAUUGUGGUGCAACCAUGCCUAGCAAAGACGCCCCUGAAGAAGCCCAGUCAGGAGGUGAAUGCAGUCUGUGACCAAGAACUAUAGGACAUGCUGUUUCCAAAACCUCAUUGUGUAAGAGAAGGUGGCAUUCUACUAUUAGACUUGAAGAAAUGCAAAUAAAAGCAGGUCCUGAAGUCUUAAAGAAAGAACAGUCUCUUGGAUUUGAUUUUUAACAUGUAGAGGACAUGCAGAGUGAGCGUUACACUGUUGUUCUGUGCCUCAUGUUUUCAGUACCACCAAGGACAGAAACAACCCAUUCCAUGCUGGAGUUGAAUGAGUGGAGGGAAGUCUGACAAGUUUACAAACGCCACUCAGAUCAAGGUAGCUGCUCUCAAGAGAACUUAAAUUAUUGUUAAAUGUUGGUGCCUUUAAAAACUAAAUGGUAGUGUGUAAUAGAAAAUAUAUGCCUGUAUUUUUAUUUAAAUAAAAUCAAUUUAUUCAUCUAA
Molecule: messenger RNA, 4138 nt
Organism: Anas platyrhynchos (mallard)
Lineage: Eukaryota; Metazoa; Chordata; Aves; Anseriformes; Anatidae
Gene: TMEM45A
Product: transmembrane protein 45A
Source: RefSeq, a predicted model, not a curated record